CUCACUCGAUCAGUCGUUCACUAAAAAGGAGAAAAAAGAAAGAUAAGAGAGAAUGUGAAAAUGAACCAAUAGCGUAAUAAGUGAAAAGCAAAGCAAGGAAGAAGAUAUUUGAGAGCUUAAGCUAAGCUAAGAUGCUAAGAUUGACUCUCUUAUGGCUUCCUGUUUUCCUUUUCUUUUUCUCUUCGUCUUCAGCACGGCCUGCACCUUAUGCUAUGCGCAUAAGCUGUGGAGCUCGUAUAAAUGUCCGAACCCCACCAACCUAUACACGUUGGUAUAAAGAUUUUGCAUAUACCGGGGGAAUUCCAGCUAAUGCAACGCAACCAAGUUUCAUCACUCCUCAUCUAAAAACACUUAGGUAUUUCCCUCUAUCUGAAGGUCCAGAAAAUUGCUAUAUAAUUAAUAGAGUACCAAAGGGGCACUAUUCUGUGAGGAUCUUCUUUGGGUUAGUUGAACAUGACAUUGACAACGAGCCUCUAUUUGAAGUAUCUGUUGAAGGCACCAUAAUUCAUUCACUGAAAUCAGGUUGGACCAGCCAUGAUGAACAGGUGUUUGCUGAAGCCCUUGUGUUUCUCUUGGAUAAUACAGUAUCUAUUUGCUUUCACAGUACUGGUCAUGGAGACCCAUCAAUUAUUUCUAUUGAAAUUCUUCAAAUUGAUGAUAAAGCAUACUAUUAUGGACCAGAAUGGGGUAAAGGUAUAAUCCUGAAAACAACUUCAAGAGUGACUUGUGGCACAGCAAAGCCAAAAUUUGAUGAAGAUUAUAGUGGGGAUCACUGGGGUGGAGAUAGAUUUUGGCACCCCAUCAGAACUUUUGGAAAAAAUGCUGAUGAACCGCGAUCUACUGAAGGUAGCAUUAAACAAGCUUCAGUUGCACCAAACUUCUAUCCAGAAGCUCUUUACCAAAGUGCAAUUGUUAGUACCAAUAGUCAGCCUGAUUUAACUUAUACAAUGGAUGUGGAUCCCAAUAAGAACUACUCUAUAUGGUUACACUUCGCGGAGAUUGAUGCUUCCAUCACCGGUGCAGGGCAAAGGGUGUUUGAUGUCCUGAUAAAUGGUGAAACUGAAUUUGAAAAUAUAGAUGUUGUGGACAUGAGUGGUGAUCGCUAUACUGCACUUGUACUUAACAAAACAGUUGCUCUUAGUGGGAGGACUCUGACAAUAACUCUUCACCCUAAAAAGGGUCAUGUCAUCCUUAAUGCGAUUGAAGUCUUUCAAAUUAUAGUUGCUGAGUCCAAAACUUCAGCAGAAGAAGUUAGGGCGUUACAGGCAUUGAAGAAAGCACUGGGGCUUCCUAAUCGUUUUGGGUGGAAUGGAGACCCAUGUGUUCCUACCGAGCAUCCAUGGAGUGGAGCUGAUUGUCAUUUUGAUAAAUCUGGCAGAAAGUGGUUCAUUGAUGGCCUUGGUCUUGACAAUCAAGGUCUAAGGGGUUUUUUGCCUAAUGAAAUAUCCAAACUACAUCACCUGAAGAGCUUAAACUUGAGUGGAAACACAAUUCAUGGAGCCAUUCCAUCUUCACUUGGAACAGUCAUUAGCUUAGAAAUAUUGGAUCUCUCCUACAAUUUCCUUAACAGAUCAAUUCCUGAAAGCCUAGGAAAGUUGACUGCAUUGCGUAGAUUGAAUCUUAAUGGUAACUCUCUGUCUGGAAGGGUUCCAACUGCACUCGGAGGAAGGCUUUUGAAUGGUGCUAGCUUCAAUUUUACUGAUAAUCCUGGUCUUUGCGGCAUACCUGGACUACCUAAAUGUGGACCCCACCUCUCUGUUGGUGCUAAGAUUGGCAUUGCCUUUGGCAUAUUUAUGUCUCUCUUACUUCUUGUUCUCUGUUCAUGGUGUUGGUGGAAACGGCGGCAGAAUAUCCUUCGAACACAACAAAUUGCAGCUGCAAGAAGUGCUCCCUAUGCAAAAUCAAGGACCCAAUCAUCGCAUGAUAUUCAGAUGUCGAGGUGUCCUAGUCGUGGGCGGACAGCGGCUGAGAAUGGACCAAGCUUGCUGUCUUGAUCGAUCAGUUUCCCAUCUUUUCGUCAUGGAAAAUGAAUUGCAGAACUACUGUGUUGAUCUUAGCUCAUGUUGCUCUGCAUGAUCUCCCUUUCCUGGGGAAAUCUUGACCGGUGAACCAGUAAAAUCCGAUAGAAUCACAUCCAUAAGGUAAGAUAACCUCGAAGAAUGACACAAAUACAGGAAAAAUGAAUUGUAUUGUACAUUAAUUGUUUGAACCCUUUUCCAAUCAGUUUUGUUAAAAAGAGAUAUUGUAACUAGUUGAAGAAGCAUCUAAGAAGUACGUGCAAAGUCAUUAUUGUUUC
Hibiscus syriacus is the source of this 2296-nucleotide messenger RNA. Its product is annotated as receptor-like protein 4. The record is from RefSeq and is a predicted model, not a curated record. The coding region runs from base 132 to 1994 and encodes 620 amino acids. Lineage: Eukaryota; Viridiplantae; Streptophyta; Magnoliopsida; Malvales; Malvaceae. The transcript is spliced from 9 exons. Gene Ontology annotation, molecular function: protein binding.